CUACAAAUAUCCCAUCAUCUUCAACAAUCAAAACCCUAUUUCAGUUUCUCACACACAAACACAGUAACCCCCUUCUUCACAACAACCAUGGCGAUAAGCAUCUCCGAUCACCAAGUCCCCUUCAACACACACGACUACUUCGACGUCACAUUCUCCAACGACACCAUCUUAACCCUAGUCACACACACCCCUUCCUUCGUCGACAUGUGGAUCUCCGAAAUCGAACGCAUCCACCGCCACCGUCUCCACUCCCUCGUCGUCGGCCUCGACAUCGAGUGGCGCCCUAGCUUCAACCGCAACAUCCAAAACCCCGUAGCCACCCUCCAACUCUGCGUGGGACGCCGUUGCCUGAUCUUUCAACUCCUCUACGCCCCUUACAUCCCACAAUCUCUCUUAAACUUUUUACGAAACCCUAACUAUACGUUCACAGGGGUGGGGAUUGAGAGCGAUGUUGAGAAGCUGGUUGAGGAUUAUAACCUUGGGGUUGAGAGGAUGGAGGAUGUGCGUACGUUAGCGGCGGAGGCGUACGGUGUGAGGGAGUUUAAGAAUGCUGGGAUUAAGAGUUUGGCGGAACAGGUGCUUGGGAAAGAAGUUAAUAAGCCGAAAUGGGUUACGAUGAGUAAGUGGGAUCAACCGUGGUUGAAUCCGGAUCAGGUGCAGUAUGCUUGUGUUGAUGCGUUUUUGAGUUUUGAGAUCGGUAGGGUUUUGAUCUCUGGAAAUCGCAACUGACUGAUGCUAGGGUGGGUGGGUGGGUUCGUAAUGUUGAUUUUACUGUUUUAUAUGUUUAAUAAUAUCUGUUGAUGGAGGUUUUGUGUUUACAAGAAGAUCCUGUUUAGGAUUUGGAACUGUUGAUCUGGUUUUUAACUGAAUGUUGGUUUCUUUUGCAAAAUUUGGUUCAAAUUCA
Molecule: messenger RNA, 904 nt
Organism: Helianthus annuus (common sunflower)
Lineage: Eukaryota; Viridiplantae; Streptophyta; Magnoliopsida; Asterales; Asteraceae
Product: Werner Syndrome-like exonuclease
Exons: 1
Coding region: 88-729 (213 amino acids)
Biological process (GO): nucleobase-containing compound metabolic process
Cellular component (GO): nucleus; cytoplasm
Molecular function (GO): nucleic acid binding; 3'-5' exonuclease activity
Source: RefSeq, a predicted model, not a curated record